This is a messenger RNA of Colletotrichum spaethianum, 3018 nucleotides long. RefSeq names its product mitochondrial presequence protease. Bases 1 to 3018 code for a protein of 1005 amino acids. Lineage: Eukaryota; Fungi; Ascomycota; Sordariomycetes; Glomerellales; Glomerellaceae. Gene Ontology annotation, molecular function: metal ion binding. The transcript is spliced from 2 exons. Gene Ontology annotation, biological process: protein processing. Gene Ontology annotation, cellular component: mitochondrial matrix. The record is from RefSeq and is a predicted model, not a curated record.
AUGCUGCGGAACGCCGUCAACACGGCCAAGAAGGCCGUCACUGAGCUCUCUCAGUAUCCCAAACCCGGCGACAAGCUUCACGGCUUCACAUUGCUGCGGACGAAGCACGUGCCGGAAUUAGAGCUGACGGCUCUACACCUUCAACAUGACAAGACCGGCGCCGACUACCUGCAUAUUGCGCGCGACGACAGUAACAAUGUUUUCUCUAUCGGUUUCAAGACGAACCCGCCGGACGAUACUGGUGUGCCCCAUAUCCUGGAGCACACUACCCUAUGUGGCAGCCAGAGGUUUCCCAUCCGCGAUCCCUUCUUCAAGAUGCUUCCGCGAACGCUGUCCAACUUUAUGAAUGCCUUCACCGCGUCCGACCAUACGUUCUACCCCUUUGCAACGACGAAUGCGCAGGACUUCAAGAACCUUAUGUCGGUCUACAUGGAUGCGACUCUACACCCUCUCCUGAAGGAAUCGGACUAUACACAGGAGGGAUGGCGCAUUGGACCAGAGAAUCCUCAAGCCGCCAACGGCGAGAAGAGCGAACUCGUUUUCAAGGGCGUCGUCUACAACGAGAUGAAGGGUCAGAUGUCCGACGCCGGCUACCUGUUCUACAUUCGCUUCCAGGACCAUAUCUUCCCCGAUAUCAACAACUCUGGCGGUGACCCCCAGAAGAUCACCGACCUGACCUACGAGCAGCUGCGUAAGUUUCAUGCCGAGCACUAUCAUCCGAGUAACGCCAAGCUCUUCACAUACGGUGACAUGCCCCUGUCGGACCACCUUCAGGAGGUCAACGCCCAGCUCAACGCCUUUGAGAGGAUACAGGAGGAUAAAACGAUCCACCAACCCAUCGACCUAGCUUCUGGCUCCAAAGAGGUUACCGUUCGGGGUCCCCUCGACCCCCUGGUGGACUCUGAUAGACAAUACAAGACGUCAGUCUCGUGGAUCAUGGGCGACACCUCUGAUGUUGUCGAGUCCUUCUCUUUGGCGCUGCUGUCCACACUCUUGAUGGACGGUUACGGAUCGCCACUCUAUCGUGGUCUGAUCGAGGCCGGCCUCGGAACGGACUUCAGCCCCAACGCGGGAUACGACAGUUCCGCGAAGUUAGGCAUCUUCUCUAUCGGACUGACCGGCGUCCAGGAGGGCGAUGUGUCCAAGCUCAAGGCCGAGGUUCAGCGCAUCCUUCAUGAGGUGCGCCAGAAGGGCUUCGACAGGACCAAGAUUGAUGGUUCCCUUCACCAACUGGAGCUGGCACUGAAGCACAAGACGGCCAAUUUUGGCAUGAACAUGCUGCACAGACUGAAGCCUAAGUGGUUCACAGGCGUCGACCCCUUUGAUUCUCUGGCGUGGAACGACACCAUAUCGGCGUUUGAGACGCAGCUCGCAAAGGGCGGUUACCUCGAGAGCCUCAUCGACAAGUACUUGCUCAAUGACAACACUCUUGUCUUCACAAUGUCGCCGUCGACCACUUUCAGCGAGGACCUCGCCCGCGAAGAGAAGGAGAGGUUGGCCUCCAAGAUCCAGCAGGCGUCCCGGGAAGCUGGCAGCGACGAGGCGGCCCGCAAGAAGUUUGAGCAGCGCGAGCUGGACCUCCUCGUCGAGCAGGGCAAGUCGAACACAGAAGACCUGAGCUGCCUGCCUACAGUCCACGUCAAGGACAUUCCCCGGAGCAAAGAGCCCAUCGUCGUCCGCGAUGAGACCGUCAACAGUGUACAGAUCCAGUGGCGUGAGGCCCCAACUAACGGCCUGACCUACUUCAGAGCCAUCAACACCCUAGAUAAUCUCCCUGAUGAUCUCAGAGAACUGAUUCCCCUCUUCUCUGACAGUAUUAUGCGCCUUGGCACCAGGGACAUGUCUAUGGAGCAGCUUGAGGAUUUGAUCAAACUGAAAACAGGAGGCGUGUCCGUAGGAUACCACUCGACACCCUCUCCCACCGACUUUCACCUGGCAAACGAAGGCCUCAUCUUUACGGGCAUGGCACUGGACAGAAACGUUCCAGUGAUGUUCGACAUUCUGCGCAAGCUUGUGCAGGACACUGAUUUUGACAGCCCGGAGGCUGCCCUCCGCAUCAGGCAGCUCCUUCAGGCGUCUGCCGACGGCGUGGUUAAUGAUAUUGCCUCAGCCGGACACCAGUAUGCCCGCGGCUUCGCUGAGGCUGGACUUACUAGGAAUGCCUGGUUCAGACAACAGAUCGGCGGCCUUUCGCAGGUCAAGCUCGUGACGUCGCUUGCCAAUCGUCCCGAAACGGAUGGGCUGGUGGAUGUCAUUGACAAGCUCAAGCAGAUCCAGAAAAUCGCGCUAUCUGGCGGUAACUUCCGUACGGCAAUCACCUGCGGAGCGGAGAGUACGGGCGCCAACCUUAGCGCUCUGACUAGCUUUAUGUCGACGCUGCCCAAGGACCAGCUGUUGUUGCCGGCAUCCAAGCCUGCUGCGGUGCAGAGGAACAUCAAGUCAUUCUUCCCAUUGCCGUAUCAGGUCUAUUACGGUUCACUGGCUGUUCCCACCGUUUCGUACACGUCUGCGGACGGGGCGCCGCUGCAGAUCCUGGCGCAGCUUCUCACCCAUAAGCACCUCCACCACGAGAUCCGUGAGAAGGGCGGCGCCUAUGGUGGCGGAGCGUACUCGCGAGGAUUGGACGGUCUCUUUGGUUUCUACUCCUACCGCGACCCCAACCCUCAGAACACGCUCUCCAUCAUGCGCAACGCUGGUCAGUGGGCCAGGGACAAGGCGUGGACUGACCGUGACCUUGAGGAGGCUAAGAUUUCGGUGUUCCAGGGCGUCGACGCGCCGCAGUCAGUGAACGCUGAGGGUAUGGGCCGGUUUCUAUCGGGCAUCACCGAGGAGAUGAAGCAGAAGCGCCGCGAGCAGCUCCUCGAUGUCUCCAAGGAACAGGUGCGCGACGUUGCGCAGAAGUACGUCGUCGACGCCCUGAAGAGGGAGGAGGAGCGCGUGGCCUUCCUGGGCGAGAAGCGCUCGUGGGUGGACAGCACCUGGAAGCUCCACGAGAUGGACAUUAGCGGUGCCGAGUAG